Pocillopora meandrina is the source of this 3147-nucleotide messenger RNA. Lineage: Eukaryota; Metazoa; Cnidaria; Anthozoa; Scleractinia; Pocilloporidae. The record is from the annotation of a GenBank genome assembly.
AUGGCCGAAUUGCAAAUUCUGAAGUCCAUUUCUCAACGUCGCCAAGAAAGGCAAGAAAUGGAAAUGCAAAUGUUUUUAUCGAGGAAAAAUCAAUCGAGGAAGCGGCUUUUGCAGACUAUGGGCGGAGAACUAGAUAUGGUUGAAGCACUUGGCUUAUGUGCCGCGACUAUGAAGAGACCAAGGAAAGAACGGGGUGCGGAUGAAGAAAGAAGUUCUUCGUGGUGGAGAAAUGGUUACCGAAAUUGGGACGAUACUGCGUUCAAAAAACGUUUGCGAACAAAUCGAGCAACGUUUCAGUUCAUUCUUGGUGAGAUAGAAGACCAACAAGUCAAGGAGCCAACUCGUUUCAAACUUGAACCGAUAUCCCUAGACACACAACUUGCCAUUUGUUUGUAUCGAUUGGCCCAUGGAUGUACCUACAGCACAGUAGGAGACCUGUUCGGUGUUGCAGAAUUAUUUGCAAGUGUCAUUUUUAACCAGGUAUGUAAGAUACUGGUGUCAACUCUUUACGACAGAUGUGUUUACUUGCCAAGAAACAGAGCCGAAUGGAAGCAUGAACUUGAAAGCUUCCUUGAGAACUGGGAAUUUCCAUGCGUAGGAGCCUGGAACGGGUUCCAUGUUUAUGUCAGCACAAAGUUAAAAAAUUAUUUUAGCUUCAAGAAGAGAUAUUCAGUAUCCAGUAUGGGAUAUAUUGCCUCUAAUAAGAGGUUUCUUUGGGCAGCUGUAGGGGCUCCUGGCUCUGUCCAUGACCCGAGGCUUCUGAAAAGUUGCGGCCUCUUUGCCGAGAUUCAGUAGGGACAUGUUUUCCCAAAUACUGUGCUACGAAUAAGGGAGUACGCGGACAUACCGAUCACAACGGUUGGUGAUUCAGCAUUUCCACGCUACACGUGGCUAAUGAAGCCGUACAAUGAAAAUACAAGAGAUCCAAGAAAGCGCUACUUAAACAAGAGGCUUUGAUCGGCUAGAGUUGUGUCAGAGCAUGCAUAUGGUAUGCUGAAAGGGAGGUGGAGAAUCCUCUACAGGAAGACAGAGUGCAAACUAAAGAACAUAAGGCAUGUCAUAAUGGCCUACAUAGCCUUGCAUAAUAUAUGCAUUGCAAGAGAUGACCCAUGCAGACCCAGGUGGAGGCUGGACAUUGAAAAACUGCACCUUAUUAGGACCAGGGGGAGUGUGAAGCAAGAUGGCGAGGCAGAUCAGGUCAGGGAAAGGAUCACUAACUGGCUCUGGGAUAUCAACCAGCAACGACAAUUGAUGGAGUGGAUGAAAAAAUCAAAAGAAAAUUCUAGCUUGUGUUUCCUGUAGUAAGGCAAAAGCCUAACAACCACUAUAUCCCCUAUUCUACUCCACCACACUAAAUAGAUAGGGUAUAGAACUGGAGACAAUGGACUAGAGAGUGGAACUAAACUGUGAGCAUUCUUAGUGAGGAUUGUAGAACUGAAUAUCAAGAUAUCUUUACUGAAGGACAAAAUCCUUGGACAAUACAGCAAUUCAAGUAGGCUGUAAUACAAAAUGUCUUUUCUGAAUAUCUUCCGGUUGACUUAAGUAAGCACGUAUUAGUGCAUCUCAGCCAUGUUAAUGGAGCUACAUAGUGAUACCAUAAGACAGGUACUAGCUGCAUAGCUAGUUGUUGACAUUACAAUACAUGUAUCGCCAGUUGGUGGCCCAAUUUUAUAUGUUUCCAAACAGCAACACUUUGGUGGAGGCUACCAUGAGAACAUGUAACAGUAAUCAGUAAUCUUUUACUAAGGUCUGAUUUAAAAGCUUUGAAAGUAGACUAUAAUAAUAGCCUUAAUAACACAAGUCAGUGGUACACAAGAAAGCUUGUUUAUUAGCCACUGGAAACAAUAAUAGUAGUCAUGCCAAUUGUAUGAACUAAGUUGAGGGUAUAUUAACAAGAGUUAAGUAUUCUUGAAGUGAUAGAGGUCAUUAAUUUUCUCUGGUAUAUUUUGAAGAUGGGAUAAGACAAUAUUUUUGUCAGGGGGGGGGGGGGGGGAGGUAUGGAAACAGUUCAGCUAACCCUACCACCCCUGGUCCUGAAUUUAAUGACUGAAAGUAGUUCCUCUCACUCUGUUUUGACCCCUUUCUGAUAAGGCUUCCCUUAUUGGAUCAAUAUACAGAGCAGUAGAUAAUAAUAGAGAUUAAUUUAAUGGUAAAGAUGAAACAUGACAAUUGCAAAAUACCAACUUUGAAUGAAUUAAGAGUUCUUUCUCAAAAACUUAAAACAACAAUCAUGUACUCUUAUGCAAUAAUUAUGACCUCUAUUCACUUGCACCUCUCUAUUAAUUUGUACCCCCACACCUAACAACCCCCACACACCAACUACUCUUGUACCUCUCUGUAUUAUUUGUCCCACACCAACACAAAGACAACACACCACUUUGUUUAAUAUCUUUUUCAUACACCCUCUUCCUGUGAGUUGUAAGUACAUGUAGGUAACUGCAAAAAUAUUAACUAUUUGGAAACACAACUUUUAGCAUAAUAGAGUUUUUCCCAAAUACCCUACUACAACAAUCAUGUCUAUCAAUUAUAUAUUAUUAUUAGUCUGUGAAUGUAGAAAGAUUUCUGGUUGUAGCUUGAAGCAACAGCGUGAAGUCUGCCCACAUUAACAGCCUAAUAAAGUAUCUCAUAAUUGCUGAAUGACACCUCUUUAAUGGGUUUUAUGAAAGUAAUCUACCUAUUAUAACUAUUUAAAUUUGUGUAGUGUGGUUGUUGACUCUCUGCUCCAAAAAGGCAUUUGGAAAUGUUGGUUCAUGCAUCACCCAAGCAUUUUGGUAUGGUUACAUAGGCUGCUGAAAGCGAGUCAUCAUCUCCAUCAUACGGAGUUCAUGUUGUCGGUUCAGCUCUGCCUGUUUCUCCUGAUAUUGAAGGAAAGUUUCUUCUCUUUUCUGGUCUGCCUCAAACCAAAUUUGCAUUAUUUUUUCAUGUGCUUUUUGAAGAUUCUCAAAGGUUGCUGAUAACUGGCUGAUAGCAUCUUUCUGUGAAGUUACUUUACGUUUCCUGGGCCGCACUGACACAGUUGAUUUUAGUACCUCCUUCUUGGAUGUCUCCUUUGAAUCUACUUCACCCUCUUCACAGGAAGACUCUUCACAGUCUUUGCUCUGUGGCUGUUUUUUAGGUUUGUGGUUUUCACCCUGUAUAACACAUUAA